Camellia sinensis is the source of this 1172-nucleotide messenger RNA. Lineage: Eukaryota; Viridiplantae; Streptophyta; Magnoliopsida; Ericales; Theaceae. The record is from RefSeq and is a predicted model, not a curated record.
CCACGUUUGUGGCAAGAAGUCUCCCCUGAAAGCCAACCCAUAACCCCUCUUCAACGUUCAAAUAUGGACUAUCCAUGAGAGAGAGAGAGAGAGGGGACAUUACUAUAGUGCUAAAUUGCUUGUAAGGACAAUGAUUGUUGAACACUGUUAACUUUUUGUAGGUUUGGUUUGACCACCUGCAUUAAUUUAGAUUUAGAUAUAUAACCAUGCUCUGUUUUUCUACUUACUUUCACAUUUUGUGAAGAUAUAGGGGGAGAGAGAGAGAGAGAGAGAGAUGUAUGCCAUAUGGGUAUCCUUGAAGGAGAACCUCAGCUGCAGAAGUAAGCUAACAGAUGCAAUCUGCCGGCCGGAAAAGAUUGGUAAACAUAGAAAGUUCAUCUUCAAAAGGGAGAACUCAGAAUCCGAGCUUGUUCAUCCGAUGGAAGAGCGAAUGUGCGAGUUGGUUUUCAGGCAAAAUCACCCUCCAAAUUGGUAUUAUGAACUGAAUACUGGAGACCCAUCAAGAAACAUCAUUGAGAUGAUCAUCCGCGCUGCAUCGACAUACCCUUCCCAGCACUGCAAAAAGAUCAAAAGAGUCCUCCGAGUAAACAACUCAGCCAAUACAGUUGAAAGGUUCGAAAAGUACAGAGAAACAGUGAAGAACAGAACCCAAGAGGGGCAACACAAGCAAAAUCUGAGAACCACAGUGGACGGGAACGAGCUGUUACAGUUCUACGGCACAACCAUGAACUGUUGCAGUAGGAAGCCAAGCAAAAAGGUAUCUGACGCCUGUAAAGACCCGACUUGUCGAGUCUGCAGAGUAAUUCAAUCAGGUUUCAACACGGUGUAUACAAGGAAGAAUGGGAUUCGGUUGAGCACAAGCAGUGAGGAAGUGAGUGAGGACGCGAUUGGGUUCGCGGAAGGGAAGAAGAACCUGAAGAGGGCGGUUGUAGUUUGCAGGACAAUUGCAGGGACAGUAGCUAAUGCGAUUGAUGAUGAGAAGAGUUGGGAAGAACAUGAUUCAGUUAGAAUUGGACGAUUGUAUUCUGAAGCAGAGUACUUGAUUGUGCAAAAUCCCAGUGCUGUGCUUCCUUGCUUUGUUGUAGUUUUCAACUGAAUUGUAUCUGUAUUAUUACUGUUUUGCCGCACUUUCAUAUAUGAAUCCAGCACGAUGAUGAACAACACGUUAUAAA